AUCUCUUAUACCAAAGUUCAAAAACCAACUCUCUUACAGCGCCAGAGCUCUCUCUUCUCUAGCUUUCUCCCAUUUCUUUGCUUUGUUAUAUAUUAUAUAUAGAUACACACACCUACACACAUCUGUGUAAAGAUUCGAAGUCACCGGGACAAGACUGCUAGCUCUAAAAUGGCCAGCGUUGCGGUGCCUGCCCACCAGUUGACCAAUUGGUCAACUGGUCUUUUUGACUGCUGCUCUGAUAUGCAUAGCUGUUGCUUGACAUAUUGGUGUCCAUGCGUUGCUUUCGGGCGGAUCUCCGAAAUUCUAGACAAAGGAUCCUCCUCUUGCGCUGGAAAUGGCUUGGUAUUUUUCCUCCUCCAGAGUUUAACUGGUUUUGGUUGUUUGUACUCGUGCAUAUACCGUGAUGAACUUCGAAAACUCUUUAUGUUGGAGGGGAGCACUAGUGAGGAUUGUUUUGUUCAUUGUUUCUGCGAGCCGUGUGCCUUGUGUCAAGAGUAUCGUGAGCUGCAAAACCGGGGCUUUGAUGUGUCUGCCGGAUGGGACGGGAACUCGCACCAGUACAAUCAAGUAGUACUGGCUAUGGCUCCAGUUGUGGAAGGAGGAAUGAAGCGCUAGUACUGCAGAUCGAAGACGUCCGUGCCUACGCGUACUUCUAAUGAAAAUAAUUAGGUUUAAUUGGCAAGUGUUAGAGAACGCUAGCUAUAGCAUGAUAUGUUUAAUAAUAACUCUGAAGUCGUAGGUACGCUAUCGUUUAAUACUCCUCUUGUGCCACUUAUAGAUAGAUAUUGCAAUUUGUAGUGCUGUAACAUCAUGAUAUCGUUCUGAAUACAAGUAUUAUCUGUGUUGAA
Messenger RNA from Carya illinoinensis, 848 nucleotides. Its product is annotated as protein PLANT CADMIUM RESISTANCE 3-like. The record is from RefSeq and is a predicted model, not a curated record. The transcript is spliced from 4 exons. Bases 169 to 615 code for a protein of 148 amino acids. Lineage: Eukaryota; Viridiplantae; Streptophyta; Magnoliopsida; Fagales; Juglandaceae.